AUGUCCACUGUCCCCAGCGAGGUGUCAGAUAGCCUGCUGGAGGACCUCAUCGCCGCCCACCUGGUACUGCCCAACCGCGUGACUGUGCCUGUGAAGAAGGGGCUGGAUGUGACCAACCUGCUCUUUCCUCUGCCCUGCGGAGUGAUCAGAGUCCACUUGCUGGAAGCAGAGAAGCUGGCUCAGAAGGACAACUUCCUGGGGAUCCGAGGCAAGUCAGACCCCUACGCCAAGGUGAGCAUUGGCCUACAGCAUUUCCGGAGCAGGACCAUCUACAAGAACUUGAACCCCACCUGGAAUGAGGUAUUUGAGUUUAUAGUGUACGAAGUCCCUGGGCAGGACCUGGAGGUGGACCUGUAUGACGAGGAUCCCGACAGGGACGACUUCCUGGGCAGCCUGCAGAUCUGCCUUGGGGAUGUCAUGACGAACAGAGUGGUGGAUGAGUGGUUUGUCCUGAACGACACAACCAGCGGGCGGCUGCACCUGCGGCUGGAGUGGCUCUCACUGAUUGCCAGCCCGGAAGCUCGGACCCAGGACCAUAGUGGCUUUUCAACUGCCAUCCUCGUGGUUUUCUUGGAGAGUGCCUGCAACCUGCCGAGAAACCCCUUUGACUACCUGAAUGGCGAAUAUCGAGCCAAAAAACUCCCUAGGUUUACCAAGAAUAAAGUGAGCAGAGACCCCUCUUCCUAUGUCAAGCUCUCUGUAGGCAAGAAGACACAAACGAGCAAGACUUGUCCCCACACCAAGGACCCUGUGUGGAGCCAGGUGUUCUCCUUCUUUGUGUACGAUGUGGCAGCCGAGGAGCUGCAUCUGAAGGUGCUUGAUGAUGACCAGGAGUGUGCUCUGGGAGUGCUGGAGUUCCCCCUGUGCCAGAUUCUACCCUAUACAGACCUCACCCUGGAGCAGCGCUUUCAGCUGGACCACUCAGGCCUGGACAGCCUCAUCUCCAUGAGGCUAGUGCUUCGGUUCCUGCGUGUGGAAGAACGAGAGAUGGGGAGCCCAUACACAGGACCUGAAGCCCUAAAGAAAGGUCCUCUGUUCGUUAAGAAGGUGGACACCAACCAGGACCCCAAAGCCCCAUCCCAGGGAGGGGGCCCUGAAAAUUUGCCAUGCCCCCCAGACCCUGUUUCUGAUACCAAGGAAGUCUCCAAGAGCACCAUGACAACCACCAGUGCCACUACUGUUGCCACCGAGCCCACACCCCAAGAGACAGGCCCAGAGCCCAAAGGCAAGGACAGUGCCAAAGGGUUCUGUGAGCCCACGGGGAAGAAGAAGAGUGCGGCCACCAUCUUCCUGACUGUCCCAGGCCCACACUCUCCAGGGCCCAUCAAGUCACCCAGACCCAUGAAAUGCCCUGUCUCCCCAUUUGCGUGGCCGCCCAAGAGGCUGGCUCCCAGCAUGUCCUCGCUGAACUCCCUGGCCUCCUCCUGCUUUGACCUGACAGAUAUCAGCCUCAACACUGAAGGCGGGGAUCUCUGGCAGCGGAGGCUGGGUGAGAUUCGGCUCACGGUGCGCUAUGUGUGUCUGCGGCGCUGCCUCAGUGUGCUCAUCAGCGGCUGCAGAAACCUGACACCCUGCACCAGCAGUGGAGCUGAUCCCUAUGUCCGUGUGUACUUGCUACCAGAAAGGAGGUGGGCAAGUCGUAAGAAAACCUCAGUGAAAAGGAAGACCCUGGAACCUCUGUUCGAUGAGACAUUUGAAUUUUUUGUUCCCAUGGAAGAAGUAAAGAAGAGGUCACUAGAUGUCGCAGUGAAAAACAGUAGGCCACUUGGCUCACACAGAAGGAAGGAACUAGGAAAAGUACUGAUCGACUUAUCAAAAGAGGAUCUGAUUAUGGGCUUCUCACAUUGGUAUGAGCUGACUCCAGAUGGACAGCCCCGAAGUUGAUGAGCACCCUUACCAGCUUUAUAUUAAAAUGUGUACAUAUGUAUAUUUUGUAAUUUAAAUCAGAACAGCCAUUUGAAAAUAUAUACAUACAUUUUCGUGUGAAAUUUAAGUGCAUGACUGGAUAAUACUAGGAAGAGGUCAACAUAUGCAAAAGUAAGAACUACUCUCUCAGUUGGAUUUAAUUGUUCAAAUCCAAAAAGAAAUGAGGUAUUCGUGCCUAAUAAAUUAUUAGGAAUCUCA
Molecule: messenger RNA, 2124 nt
Organism: Panthera uncia (snow leopard)
Lineage: Eukaryota; Metazoa; Chordata; Mammalia; Carnivora; Felidae
Gene: ESYT3
Product: extended synaptotagmin 3
Exons: 16
Coding region: 1-1884 (627 amino acids)
Biological process (GO): lipid transport
Source: RefSeq, a predicted model, not a curated record